UAUUUUACAUCUAAGUUUUAUAUGCUUUAUUGCAAUAAUAAAAAUACAAAAUAUUAAAUAGUAGUUCCACCUAUUCCGAAAGAAUCUUUUUGGGUGAGUGACAAAAACCCAACACGAAUCAUACUUUACAAAUCAGAGCUCAUAAAUUGCCUCUCAUAACCCAAACAUAAAUAUAUUAAAAAUGAAAAAAAUAAAACCAAAAUAGGAUUUAAAACAAUUAAAUAGUAAUGUACUAAAAAAAAGGUACUCGUACGUAAACCCUCCUAUGUCUCCCUAUUUAAACCCUAAUACCCUAUAAGACUUCAACACCAAAUCCUUAAGCUUCUUCUUCUUCUUUUUUCCACUUUUUUUUUUUUGCUUCAUCGGAAGUAUUAACAAUGUCAAAGAGCAAAGUCAUAGCUUCAAUGGAGUUUCAAUCGACGGUGGUAACCACCGUAGACUGCCAGAAACAAGUCAGGUCAUGGCGUCUCCUCCGCUCAUUCAUUCAGCUUCUAAUCCCAACUUGCAACUGCACAUUAGUCCAAGAACUCGAACAAGAUAACACUAACUUGAGAGGAAAGAACCUCUACAACGACAUCAAAUCACGCACGUCUUCUUUUCGUUCCUCUUCAUCCCUUUCUUCGUCGACUGUCACUGGAACAAUCUUCGGAUACCGCAAAGGAAAGAUCAAUUUCUGUAUCCAAACACCAAGAAAAUCAACAAACCUCGAUCUUCUCCUCGAGCUAGCAGUUCCAACGACGGUUUUAGCUCGAGAAAUGAGAGAAGGCGCGUUGCGUAUAGUGUUAGAACGUAACAACGAAAAAGAAGACGACGACUCUAUUUUGUCAAAGCCAUUUUGGAACAUGUAUUGCAACGGAAAAAGAGUUGGGUAUGCGAGAAAACGCAGUCCGUCUCAAGAUGACAUGACGGCGUUGACCGCUCUGAGUAAAGUGAUGGUUGGAGCCGGCGUUGUGACUGGGAAAGAACUUGGCCGGUUCGAUGAUGAAUUGAUGUAUUUGAGAGCUAGUUUCAGACGAGUGAAUGGUUCGAAAGAAUCUGAAUCUUUCCAUUUGAUUGAUCCAGCUGGGAAUAUCGGACAAGAACUCAGUAUCUUCAUCGUCCCAUCAUCGGUCUGAGUUAAUUACCGCUGGAGUGAUCGUACAUAAGAGUUCUGUUUUCAAGUUUCUUCCCUUUUUUUUUUUCUUUGGUCUAGAGAAAAGAACUUGUUUUUGAGUCGUGCUUAAAGCUAUUGGCUUUAGCUCUGGCUUUGUAUGUAAUCUACAUCAUACCAAUUCGAUAGUCCAUUGAUUCGAGUUUAAGUGUUUAUCUUGUUGCUAUCAUUUCUGUACUACAUAAAUAAUGGUCUCGUCUUUAAAAAAACUGCUUAUCAAGAGAC
This is a messenger RNA of Arabidopsis lyrata subsp. lyrata, 1375 nucleotides long. RefSeq names its product protein MIZU-KUSSEI 1. NCBI's taxonomy places the organism in Eukaryota, Viridiplantae, Streptophyta, Magnoliopsida, Brassicales, Brassicaceae. The record is from RefSeq and is a predicted model, not a curated record. Gene Ontology annotation, biological process: hydrotropism. Bases 378 to 1115 code for a protein of 245 amino acids. The transcript has a single exon.